AUGGCAGAAAAACCCGGGACUCUGCGGGAAGAUGUGCCUUGUGGUCGGCUGCCACCUGGUGGCACCGGGAGACGAGCCCGGAGCGAGGGACGAGAUUCCUACUCCUGGGGCAGGUUUUUCCACCUUUCGGCUGAGACCCGGGGUCAGGAGUUUGUCUUCGCUGUGCCAGAACUUUCAAAAUCAUCUGUACAGACAAUUGGUGAAGAACAAACACAGAAUCCUUACACGGAGCUCCUUGUGUUGAAAGGCCAUCAAGAUAUAGUACGAUUUCUAGUACAAAUAGAUGAUUGCAGGUUUGCCUCUGCAGGAGAUGAUGGAAUCAUAUUUCUGUGGAAUGCUCAGACUGGAGAAAAAAUUCUUGAACUUCGUGGACACACACACAAGAUAACAGCUAUAGCACCAUUUUCUUCGUCAGAUGCUUCUGAAGAAAAAAAACAUCUUAUUUUAACAGCAUCGGCUGAUAGAACAGUUAUUGUUUGGGACUGCACUAGUGGCAAACAGGUUCAAAAAGUGUCAUGUUUCCAUUCUACUGUAAAGUGUUUGACAGUUCUUCAAAGACUGGAUGUAUGGUUGUCUGGAGGGAGUGAUCUAUGUGUUUGGAACCGAAAAUUAGAUCUCUUGUGUAAGACCAGUCAUCUUACUGAUGCAGGGGUCAGUGCUUUGGUUGAACUGCCUAAAAAUUGUGUCGCGGCAGCUGUUGGCAAAGAGUUAAUAAUUUUUAGGUUGAUUGCUUCUAAUGAUGUAUCUGAAGGUUGGAAUGUGCUUGAAGUAAAACGCCUUGCUGACCAUCAGGAUAAUAUUUUGUCAUUAGUCAAUGUCAAUGACUUGACUUUCGUGACAGGUUCUCAUGUGGGUGAGUUAAUAGUUUGGGAUGCACUUGACUGGACAAAGCAAGCAUCUGAGUGCAACUUCUGGGACUCUUGUGUUCAUCCAGAUGUACAGCCAGAAAUAAAGUUAUCCCAAAGCCCAAAUGAAACGUCAAUUCAGCACUUAACAUCUGAUGAGGAGUGUGUGUUUGCUGCUAUUGGGAAAGGCAUAUACGUAUAUAAUCUUCAAAUGAAGCGUGUGAUUGCCUGCCAGAGAACUGCUCAUGACUCCUCUGUAUUGCACAUUGAGAAGCUUCCAAACAGGCAGCUGAUCUCCUGUUCAGAAGAUGGCAGUGUGCGCAUUUGGGAGCUCCGAGAAAAGCAGCAGCUACCCGCUGAGCCAGUUCCAACAGGUUUUUUCAAUAUGUGGGGAUUUGGAAGGUCUAACAAGCAAACUAACCAAGCUGCUAAGAAGAUGCAGGAGAGUACACCUAUGUAUUUCUUGGAGCUGGUUGGUGAUUUGAUUGGUCAUUCAUCAGCAGUACAGAUGUUUCUGUAUUUUGGUGAACUGGGACUGGCUACAUGCUCUGCUGACCACCUCAUUAUUCUGUGGAAGGAUGGUGAACGAGAAUCCAGACUCCGCAGUUUAACACUAUUUCAAAAAUUGGCACAGAAUGGUGAUGUGCAGCUCAAAUUUUAA
Messenger RNA from Chaetura pelagica (chimney swift), 1506 nucleotides. RefSeq names its product WD repeat domain 41 (gene WDR41). The transcript has 13 exons. Gene Ontology annotation, cellular component: lysosomal membrane. Gene Ontology annotation, biological process: regulation of autophagy. Bases 1 to 1506 code for a protein of 501 amino acids. The record is from RefSeq and is a predicted model, not a curated record. NCBI's taxonomy places the organism in Eukaryota, Metazoa, Chordata, Aves, Apodiformes, Apodidae. Gene Ontology annotation, molecular function: protein binding.